Messenger RNA from Symbiodinium necroappetens, 853 nucleotides. The record is from the annotation of a GenBank genome assembly. Lineage: Eukaryota; Dinophyceae; Suessiales; Symbiodiniaceae.
GCUGUGGGCCAAAGCGCUCACGAGCUUUCGCUGCGAGAUGGGCUGCUGAUGCUUGGAACCCUGCAGCAAUUGGAGUUGCGGGAGGCGGCGUUAUGGCAGCCGCUGCUGUGGCAGCUUCAUAGAGUGGUCGACAAGGAGACGUGGUCUCCUGCAGUGGCCAUCCACCUCUUCCGGUCACUGGAGAGGCUCGACUGCUACUGUCAGCUGCUCGCGGAGGAGGUGGAUGCUGUGCAGGCGUUCUGUGCAAAGACCGCAGAGCUACUGCAAGGUAUGGCUUCGACCUCUGAGCUGGAGGCGCAGAAUGCCCUAUCCCUGGCGCGAUCACUCCAGGUGGCAGCAGAAGGCGCCCCGAUGUCUGAGGAGUGGCGCCAAGCUAUUCUUGCACACGUCGCAGCAACGGCCUGUCGCUUAGACGUCAAUGCAUGGUCGACCGGUACCACAGAAGGACAGCGCAGUUGGCUACAACAUGCCUUCCUCCUUGGCCGUGCGGUCUGGGCCACAGGGCAUCCAGGCGCGCGGCGGUUGCUGCUCAGUACGAAGGAACCAGACUUCCAUCUGUCUCCUGUGGCUGCCCUGCGGUUGCUGCGAAGCUUUGCAGCGGCGAAUUUCGACCUGUCCUCAUCGAGUCCACUACCGGGAGCGCUGGCGACGGUGGGAACGAUGGACGACUUGAAGGGCUGGCAGAAAGCGCUUCUGCUGCCCUCCUUGGCCGCCUCUAGCAGCUACCAGACGCCACCAAUGGAUGAGCUUCUAAGCAGAUGCUUGUCCUGGGACGAAACUGUCGUCCCUGAGCCAGCCGAGAUGUCUCUAGCUGGCCUCCUUCUUCUGUCGAAAGCUGCAGAUGAGCCGGAAA